GGUCCCUGCUUCGCAGGGACUUUUUGGAUUCCAGAGGACGUUUCCUGGAGCCGCAGCCCCGUUUGGGUGACGUGAAUUCGGGGCCGCUCUGGCCCGUCGAGCCUGUCCAGACAAAGUCCCAAAGGGAUGGCUCAGGGCUUGUGCCCGGCUUCGCUCAGGCAGCGCUUGAGGCACCCCCAAGAGGGUCCUUCUGGGGCCUUCCCCCCUUUGAACUGCGGUGGCGGGCGGGCCCUCGGUCUGCCGCACUGCUAGGAGUAGGGGCCGCCAUCUCCAUGGUCACGGCCAUGAGUGGGCCCCUGGCCGGCGGGUCGCGGGACAUCCUGUGGCGCAUUUUGGGCUGGAGGAUCAUUUCAAGCAUUGUUUGGUCAGUGCUGCUUCUACCCAUCUGCACCACGGUGUUUAUCAUCUUCAGCAGCAUUGAUUUAUUCCAUCCUGUGCAAUGGCUGUCUGAUUCCUUCAGUGAUCUCUACAGUUCCUAUAUAAUCUUUUACCUCCUGUUGCUGUCAGUGGUAAUAAUAAUAAUAAGUGUUUUCAAUGUGGAGUUCUAUGCAGUCGUGCCUUCUGUUCCCUGCUCCAGACUGGCCCUGAUAGGAAAGGUCAUUCACCCUCAGCAGCUCCUGCACUCCUUUGUCCAUGCGGCCAUGGGAAUGGUGAUGGCGUGGUGUGCUGCUGUGAUCACCAAGGGCCAGUACAGUUUCCUCGUGGUUCCCUGCACCAGUACCGGGAGCUUAGAUCGUCCUGCUACACAGACGUGCUUAAAUGAGUAUCAUCUUUUCUUCCUGUUGGCUGGAGCAUUUAUGGGCUACAGCUACAGCCUUCUGUACUUUGUUAACAACAUGAACUACCUCCCGUUCCCUAUCAUACAGCAAUACAAGUUUCUGCGCUUUAGGAGAUCUCUGCUCUUAUUAAUGAAACAUAGUUGUGUGGAAUCACUGUUCCUGACCAGAAAUUUCUGCAUUGUGUAUUAUUUUCUUGGCCAUAUUCCCAAAGCUUGGAUUAGCACUGCUAUGGACCUUCACACGGAUGAGCAGUCUCAUAGGCCUCUUGACACUGUGAGUGGCCUCUUGAAUAUCUCACUGCUCUACCAUGUCUGGCUGUGUGGAGUCUUUCUCCUGAUGACUUGGUAUAUCUCCUGGAUGCUCUUCAAAAUCUAUGCCACAGAGGCGCACGUGUUCCCUGUUCAGCUCCCGUUUGCAGAAGAGUCAGAUGAAUGCCUCCCAAAGGUUUUAAACAGCAACCCUCCCCUCAUCAUAAAGUAUUUAGCCUUGCAAGACCUGAUGUUGCUUUCUCAAUAUUCUCCCUCACGAAGACAAGAAGUGUUUAGCCUUAGCCAGCCAGGUGGACAUCCCCAUAACUGGACAGCUAUUUCAAGGGAGUGUUUGAAUCUUUUAAAUGAUAUGACUCAGAAACUGAUUCUCUUUCAAGAAGUUGCUGCUACGAAUGGCAGAGUGUCUUCAUCGUAUCCAGUGGAACCUAAGAAAUUGGUUUCUCCAGAAGAAACUGCUUUCCAGACUCCAAAAUCUGGCCAGGUGCCUCGGCCGUCAGUGCCAUCGUUAGUUAAAACAUCGCUGUUUUCUCCAAAGCUGUCUACACCUGACAUUGCAAGUCCCCUCGGGAGUGCAUUUGGCUCAAGCGUAGUGGAUCACAUGGCUGGGAUUUUUGAUGUGAACACUUGCUGUGGGUCUCCGCAGAGCCCUCAGCUAAUCAGAAGGGGACCCAGGUUAUGGACCUCUGCUUCUGAUCAACAAACGACAGAAUUUUCUAAUCCUUCUCCAUAUACCUUGCUUAGAACUGAGGGUAAGGCAAUGAGAGAGCCCAGCAUGGUUUAUUCAUGGAUGCAGAAUAAGCGUGAACAGAUUAAGAAUUUCUUGUCUAAACGGGUGCUGAUAAUGUAUUUUUUCAGUAAGCAUCCAGAGGCCUCCAUUCAGGCUGUAUUUUCAGAUGCCCAAAUGCACAUUUGGGCAUUAGAAGGUCUGUCUCACCUGGUGGCAGCAUCAUUUACAGAAGAUAGAUUUGGAGUUGUGCAGACCACACUACCAGCCAUCCUUAAUACUUUGUUGACACUGCAAGAGGCAGUCGACAAGUACUUCAAGCUUCCUCAUGCUUCCAGCAAACCACCCCGGAUUCCGGGAAGCCUUGUGGACACUUCUUACAAGACAUUACGGUUCGCAUUCCGAGCGUCCCUGAAAACUGCCAUCUAUCGAAUAACCAGCACGUUUGGAGACAAUCUGAAUGCUGUGCAAGCAUCUGCAGAACAUCAGAGAAGACUUCAACAGUUCUUGGAGUUCAAAGAAUAGUUAAGUAAUAUAAACUGUGUUCAUUACACUGCUGAUACAACUACAGAUGGGACAGUAAAUGUUCGGCAUUCUUGGAUCAGAAGAAACUGGACUAAUUAGAUGCUUCCUUUGUCGUGGUGGUUGCUUUGAAAACUAUACUUUAAUGGGAGAAAUCAUGGAAAGCAAUUCUCAACAGAAUAACUGAAAACUGCCUUUUCUGUACCGAUUGUUUUGUGUGUGUGGUACAAUAAAAUCUUUAUUCAAUUUUACAGAAGCAUCUAUGGCAGUAGAAAUGUCUCAAGCUCGUAUAACUUAAUAAUAAUCACUCCAAAUUUUUUAGAAUUUACUUUUGAAAAGAAUGGAGCCAGUUCAGAAGUUAAAUAUGUGUCGACUAGAUACAGUCUCCCUAAUCAUUCUGAGUUUAGCUCACUAUAAACGUCAAGUGACAUAAACCUUUCUAGAGUAGUUUCUGUUUACUGAAGGACCAAAACAGUAACAGUGGAGAGAAAUUCACAGAAAAAAUAUUGUCUAAAAGACAUAUUUUGUUAAUCUGUUAGGUUGUGUUUUUGUUUCCAGGGACAAAUUAAAUUUGCAUGAUUGUCCAAAAAAAGUCUCAAUUUACAGAUGCUAACUCUAUAUAAAGGAAUGUGGAAAAAUUCAGUUCUUAAGUUACAAGAUUAAACGUUCACAUUUGGCUUUUGAAAAACAAUAGACAAUAUGAAUUUAUUUUGUAUCAUGCUAGUAAACAAUAAGUAUAUGAGUAUUUACCCAACUAGUUUUGCUUUCUUUUCUGGAACAAAACAUUAAGUAAUUGCAGAGUUUUUCUUUUUUCGUUUUUUGGCAGAGUUUUUCAAGCAAGAGAAAAAAAUUUUGCAAGAAAACCCAGGGAAUGUUCCUUUUUUACCCCCAUGUUUCAUCUUCAUUAGGUCGGGUUAUUUCGUCUUGCUUGUCUGGCCUCACAGAGGGAGUGGCCUCUGCUGUGGUAACUGGCUAAUUAAAAUAUAAUAGGAAAAUCUUUAAAGCCAGAUACAACUUAGUCAUGAAAGAGUGAGUGAAAGCCAGCAUCAGCGAGAUUACUGUACUUGGAGCAUGUUGUAAGUCCCAAGUGUGAGUGAGGUAAUUUUAUAAUUUAUUAGAUCAACUUCUUUGGAGAUGAAAGAUUGGAAGUCCUGGUGGUAGAUAUUCGUAGGACCAGCUUUGGACUGAAAUGCUCCCUUGUGAUUUUUUUCUUAUUAUCUCUUCCCUCUAGAGUCCCCGAUUUUUUUCUUUCAAGUCAGCACAGCAUUGUGUAUGGGAGUCUUUAAUGUGGCAUAUAUGUCUACCAUUUGUCUGAUUCAUUGAUGUAUUAUAUCUUUACAACAGAAUAUUUUAGCUCCGGGCCCUGUUGCCCCUUCCACAGCACAUGCCAAAUUAUAAAUGAAUCCUGCUGGCCUUUAAAGUGUCUUUAUGGGACAGACAGUUCCCCAUUUGUCAAGCAUUUGGGUGUUUAGGCUAUUGCCCUUGGCUUUUGCUUUUCUUUUUUCUUUCUUUCUUUCUUUCUUUUUUUUUUUUUUUGCAUUGUGUCUGAAGUUGCGUUGACCUCCGUUGUUGAAUGUUAAAAGUCGAAUUUUGAUGAGUGGCCUCUUAGAGAUGACCAGAGAUUGUGGCCGGGUCCACUGAGGACUGUGUGUUCCAUGUUUUAGAGGCAUGCGCUGUGCUGCCCCUGGCUGAGGCAUCUGGGGAGACAAGGAUUCCUAAUCUGCUUCCUUUAUGAAGAAUUGGGUAUUUAACCCAUUAUGUUCUCCUGAGGCUGAAGGUGGGAUGAUUCCUUCCAACUUCUGACGUGUGUAAAAUGAAAAUGCCUGAGUUUAGGUUUUCGCCGUAUACGUCAGGGAGAGUUGUAUGGGAUGUUCACGUGAAUGCUUCUGAGAUGUUGGUGCCUGCUUUCUCUCAGGACAAUGCGCUGUGCCAGACUAUAGGCCACGUUGUGUCUGCCUGUUGGCAAUGUGGAAACUGCCUCCCUAGAUCGGUGUGUUUGGUAGAUAAGACCCGCCACUGUGUAUUGAUAAUCUCUCCAUCUGUUGGGGCUGGGGUCUUACUCCAGAGGGCUUCUCCUACGUAUAAGGAGAACCUUAGGGGAGGCCAAGAAGAGAGAAGCAUUUCCUUGAAGUCACCUCCUGUCCAGUUGCCCAUGGAUGCUGUAACAUUGGCAGCAAAAUUAAGAAAAUGUUCUUUCAAAGCCUCUUUCUGGCUGUCAGUCAAAAACAUGAGUGUAUCAGCUCUUGUAAUGUUUGCUUGAUCCUUAUGAGAGGUGUAAAUCCACACAGCUUCUUCCCAGAGAAGUGGGAAGCUGUUCUCGAAUGCACGUUGUGCAGAUGGGUGCACUUGGCUAAGCAGCAACUCGUUACUUUGCCGGAUUUCUCCCUUGGUCACUGGCUUUUGUGUCCUCCUGUAAAUAUUUAUGAUGCUCUGUUUAUAUCCUUUGUAUAUCAUUGAUACUGAAUUAGGUGGAAAAAUAAAUGGCCAAUUUUUAAA
Molecule: messenger RNA, 4790 nt
Organism: Lepus europaeus (European hare)
Lineage: Eukaryota; Metazoa; Chordata; Mammalia; Lagomorpha; Leporidae
Gene: NDC1
Product: NDC1 transmembrane nucleoporin
Exons: 18
Coding region: 273-2297 (674 amino acids)
Biological process (GO): nuclear pore organization
Cellular component (GO): nuclear pore transmembrane ring
Molecular function (GO): protein-macromolecule adaptor activity
Source: RefSeq, a predicted model, not a curated record